AUCAAAUCAAAUCUGACGACACCUCGAAUUAGGAGGAUGGAUACUGAAUCUGGGGAAGGUUUCUCUCUCCUCCCUCCAACCACUUGCUUGUGCAUGCAUGAUAUAAGUAGAAGUAGAGCCACCUCCAAGCCUCCCACGGCUCACACAAAGUUAGCACUCAUCCUCACUCGCCUGCUGGUAGUUAUAACCAACCAACCAACCUCCUCCGCCCACUCAAACCUCCUUCCUCUGUUAGUUACUAGUACUCGGCCACCAUGAAGUUUAUGAAACUUGGCACCAGGCCCGACACCUUCUACUCCUCCUCCGACUCCGAGAGGUCCGUGUACACGGAGGUGGCCACUGACCUGCAGAUCCUGGUGGGCAAAUGCCUCUACCAUCUCCACAAGUUUCCUCUGCUCUCCAAAUGCCUGCUUCUGCAAGCGCUCUGUGCCGAGUCCGGCUGCGGCGGCGACGGCGACGUCAUCGAGCUGGCGGGCUUCCCGGGCGGCGCCGAGGCGUUCGAGGUCUGCGCCAAGUUCUGCUACGGCAUCACAAUCACCGUCAGCGCGCGCAACCUCGUCCCGCUCCGCUGCGCCGCCGCUCACCUCGGCAUGUCCGAGGCCGCCGACCGCGGCAACCUCGUGGCCAAGCUCGACUCCUUCCUCGCCUCUUGCCUCCUCCGCCGGUGGAAGGAUGCGCUCGCCGUGCUCCACUCCACGCGCCACAACGUGCCGCUGUGCGAGGAGCUCGGCCUCACCUCCCGCUGCGUGGACGCCGUCGCCGACCUCAUCGCCAACCCUGCCGCCGCCGUUCUCCCCGCCAAGUCCACGUCCGCGUCGCCCUGGUGGGCGCACGACGUCGCGGAGCUUGGCGUUGAUAUGUUCUGGCGUAUCAUGGUGGCCGUAAAAUCGACGGGCGCCGUCAACGAGAAGACGAUCGGCGAUGCGCUCAAGACUUACGCGCGCCGGUGGCUGCCCAACGUUGCCAAGGACGGGCUCGCCGCGGAGCAGCCGUUCGACGACGCCGUCGGCGCCAGCGUGAAGCAGAUCACCACGAGGCACCGCCUCCUCCUGGAGAAGAUCGUGAGCCUUCUCCCGGUGGACAAGGACGCCGUCUCCUGCGCCUUCCUCCUCAAGCUCCUCAAGGCGGCCAACAUCCUGAGCGCGUCCCCCGCGUCCAAGGCAGAGCUGGUGAGGAGGGUGGCAUGGCAGCUCGAGGAGGCCAGCGUUAGCGACCUGCUCAUCCCGUCAGUGUCCUGCAUGAGUGACAUGCUGUACGACGUGGACGCCGUGGCGGCCAUCCUCCACGAGUUCGCGCUGCGGCACGCGGCGGCCACCGCGCCGGCGAGGAGCCCCGACGACAACAGCCCGGCACGGUCGGACGGGCACCGGCGGUCGAGGUCCGACGAGAGCGUGGGGUUCGACGGCGCGCGGCGGUCGUCGUCGGCCGCGCCGGUGUCGCAGUACGCGUUGGCGAGGGUGGGCAGGCUCGUGGACGCGUUCCUGAUGGAGGUGGCCAAGGAUCCCCACCUGCCCGUGGAGAAGCUGCUCGCGAUUGCCGAGGCCGUGCCUGACAGCGCUCGCCCGGAGCACGACGGGCUCUACAAAGUCGUCGACUCGUACCUCAAGGUGCAUCCGGAGAUGAGCAAGAGCGCAAGAAAGCGGCUGUGCCGGGUGCUCAACUGCCGGAGGCUGUCGGAGAAGGCGUGCUCGCACGCGGCGCAGAACGAGCUUCUCCCGCUCCGCGUCGUGGUGCAGGUGCUCUUCUUCGAGCACGCGCGGGCGGCGGCGCUGUCGGGCGCGCCCGUCGCCGGCGAGCUGCCUAGCAACAUCAAGGCGCUGCUGUCCAAGUCCGGGUCGGAGGAGGACGACGCCGACCGGGUGGACGAGCAGCGGCUGCGUGCCCUGGCGUCCGGCGCGUCACCGGGGGACGACUGGAGCGUGGAGGGGCUCCGGCGCGCGGCGUCCAAGAUCGCCACGCUGCGCAUGAAGAUGGAGGAGGACGAUGAGGACGACGAGGAGUUCGUGCGCAAGGCCGGGCUGUCGCGCAGCGCGUCGCUGCGGUUCAGGGCCUUCUGCGCUAUGCCGGCGGGGAACCCGAAGCGGAUGCUCAGCAAGCUGUGGCCGCUGGGAAGAAGCGUCUCCGCCGACCGGCAUUAGCAGCCCAGUGCCACUAGCAGCCAGCCAGCCAUUAGGUUUUUGUAAUUUGCUUCUUCCGUCGCAUAUUUUUGUUGGGUUGUCUACCUUGCCCAAGGCCUAAGGUUGUUUUGUUUCUCUCUUCCUGUAGCUGCGAGUGAUGAUGCAUAAUUGUCAAAAUAAAUCAAAUAGGAACUCCACAGGUUACUUCUCUAUACUGUAUACUAUUAUA
Messenger RNA from Triticum aestivum (bread wheat), 2346 nucleotides. Its product is annotated as BTB/POZ domain-containing protein At1g67900. The transcript is spliced from 4 exons. The coding region runs from base 255 to 2138 and encodes 627 amino acids. The record is from RefSeq and is a predicted model, not a curated record. NCBI's taxonomy places the organism in Eukaryota, Viridiplantae, Streptophyta, Magnoliopsida, Poales, Poaceae.